Molecule: messenger RNA, 297 nt
Organism: Prunus armeniaca (apricot)
Lineage: Eukaryota; Viridiplantae; Streptophyta; Magnoliopsida; Rosales; Rosaceae
Source: the annotation of a GenBank genome assembly
AUGCUAGAUGAAGGCGGAUAUGUACAUAUAAGGUACAUCACCUCCUCUCCGUUGGUCGAUGUGGGAUGUUUCAAUCCACCCCCUUUAGGGACCCAACGUCCUCGUCGGCACACUCUCAGCACACGGCAUAGUGGCUCUAAUACUAAAUUGUCAUAUCUCGAGAUCGGCUCCGCCGUAGCACGAUAUUGUCCGCUUUGGGGCCCCCUCUUUGCCCUCACGAUUUUGUUUCUGAUAACUCACGAGCAACUUCUUAGUGGGUCACCUUUCCUGGGAUUGCUCUGGCCCCAACUCGCUUAA